Messenger RNA from Sarcophilus harrisii (Tasmanian devil), 1732 nucleotides. RefSeq names its product chromosome 2 C10orf53 homolog (gene C2H10orf53). The coding region runs from base 355 to 636 and encodes 93 amino acids. The record is from RefSeq and is a predicted model, not a curated record. Lineage: Eukaryota; Metazoa; Chordata; Mammalia; Dasyuromorphia; Dasyuridae. The transcript is spliced from 3 exons.
GGCCCCUGGCGCCAUGGCGCUGGGAGGCUCCUUCUUGUUGGGGGAGGGCGCUCUGGGCCCGGCUUGGGGACCGCCUUUUGUGAGGGGGACAAGGCCGCCUUUUGUGACUUCAUGAGCAAGGCCCGCAGUUAGAAGCCCGCUCCCGCACAGAGCGCGCCCGCCCGCCCCCGCGAGGGCUCUCUCACGUCUAGUCUUCCUCAAACCCUCCUGGUCCUUAACCUCCUUUCUGCCGGCCCCCACGCGGUGACCGGAGAGACUCCGCCCCCAGCAACCUCGGUCCCGCCUUCAGGGCGGCCCUUCGUGCCCAGCCCAGCCCUCGGGGCCACAGCCGCAUCUGCGCCUGCGCCUUUCGCGAUGCCACCGAACGCUCUGGUCUACAUGCGCUACGGGCCCUACCGCGCCUUAGGCCUGACCCUGGAGCACCGCACCUUCCGCCUGCAGGGCUUGCUGUCUAUAUUACAAGAUUCUGGACACCAUGUCAUUCUACAGAGGAUACAAGACUGGGAUGCCCUAGAGCUCAUAGUGAAUGGUGAAGUCGUUUUCCAGUGCAAAAUUAGUGAGUUGGAUUUUGGAGGUGAUGGCAGAUUAGAUCCACUGUGUGAAAGGGCCAGGCUAGCAGUGCUACAUGCCUAUUAAUAAAAUAGCUAUAUUUCCCCUUCUGUGAAGCAUCCCUCUUGGCUUGGAGUGAUUUCUAACCCCUGGAAUGGCAGGAAACAGGCAGUUUGAUGGUGGAGUUGAAAACACCUUGUCAAGCUCAGAGGCUCAUCUCUGGGCAGUCCAAGGUAUGUAAAAAAAACACCAACAACCUAGUGCACCAAUAAAGCUUUUCUACCCUGGCUACUGGUAAACACAAUGCAUCCAUCUACCAACAAUGAUGAUGAGGAUGAUGAUGAUAAUUACACCCUGCUUCCUGCAGCAUCUCCUAAUCCUGACCUAUAGGGAAAUGGCUACAAUUAUGGAUUGUCAAGUCUAUCUUGCACUGAGCUGAAAUAAAAAAUUAAAUACUAUCUAAUAAUAGCAACACCGUCACUCAAUGUUAAGUUGCCAGCAGCUGUGAAGAAUCCAGUCUGUAGUAAGGAGGGAAAUGGGCAAGAAUGAAAAUUAAAGAUUUUUUGAAGCUAGAAUUUAGUUCUCUGAAAGUCUGAAAACUAAAACUCAGAAUUCUGAGAUGUACAGAUCCAAUUUAAAACCUAAUUGUGAAGGACCUCAAAUACCAGGCUAGAUAGUUUGGAAUUUAUUUGGUAGAUAAUGAGCAAGUUUUGAGCAAAUAAAAUAAAAUAAUCUGAUCAAAGCAGUUCCAUAGGAAUAUUUGUAUAGAAUGUACAUCAAAUUUGGUAAUAAUAGUGUACAGAGUAUUUUGGAGAUGAGAGAAACUAACUAUAGGACUAUCUAGAAGGUAACUAUAAUUAUCUAACCAUGAAGUAAUAAAGGUGACAACUAGGUCAGUGUUAGUAGGAAUGAUAGGGAAGGGUAGAUAGGAGAGAAAUUGUGAAAGAAGAAUUGAUAAGACUUAGUGUCUGAUGGAAUAUGAAGGAUAACAUGAUGGAAAUUCAGGGAAAUGUUUUCAUGACUGGGAUUUGGGGACUCACUAGGGUUGAUCAGACCCCACAGAUAGAACGGAAAGGUGAGGGAUAUAAUAAUCACUAUAAGUUUAUCACUACCAAUCACUCCCUGAGUCUGAGUUAUGGAGCCAGUCUACUCCAGAAAGACAUUAGUCAGAGGAACUGGCUAU